This is a messenger RNA of Phyllotreta striolata, 757 nucleotides long. Lineage: Eukaryota; Metazoa; Arthropoda; Insecta; Coleoptera; Chrysomelidae. The record is from the annotation of a GenBank genome assembly.
UUUGACAAUAACUUUUGAAAACCUUUACAAAAAUUUUCUUCGUAUAUAUUAUCUAACAAAAUGAAUCAGUGUUUACUCAACCUAUCAGGAUGAUAAGGCAAUUAGAAACCGAAUGUACAAAGGAAACCCCAACGUCGUUCACUCUGCAAAAUUAAAAUAUGUGUUUUGAUAACAACGACAAAUGUUGCGAUGACAAUAAUUGUUGCAGCGAUUGUAAAGGCGACGCAUCCUUAGACUCCUUCAACUGCUUCUUCGGCUUAAUAUUAUUCUGGCUGACUUUACUAGCCGCGCACGCCUGCGCCUUCUUGCACGUCCAUCUCCACUUCACCGGCAACUGCCAGGACUUCAGCACCUUCUCCGUCGUUGUCACAGCGGCCGCCAUGCUCAGCUGCAUUCUCAGCCUGGCCCUGCUGAUCAUGCAGCUGUUGUGCUGCGACCAGGGAGGGUGCUUCUGUUUGCUGUUGGUCUCCGGUUUCCAUAUAUUCCUGGGCAGCACGCUCAUGGCGGCGUCCGUCUUCGAGCUGACGCAGAGCACCGGCCUGCUGGCCACCGCGGCCAAAUUGGGCAUCGCCACAGGAGCGCUGCAGCUGCUCUCCGGCCUACUUCCGAAGCUUCUGUUUUCGUAUUGUUGUUGUCCUGAUGACACAAAUCAGAUACCUUGCUGUUGUCCCCCUCCUAAUUGUUGUUGAGCGCGGUUAGUCCGCAUACAGUUUUAUAUACAUAUAGAAAAGCCGUCGUAAUAAAAUCAAUAUAAUUG